GCAGUAUCCUUUAAACACUCGAUUCCGUGCGUUCUUUUUUUAAAUACUACCAAGCAUUUUAUUAAAAAUAAUGUAUAAUUAUAAGUUUUUUAAAAUUUAUCGAUUUAUAAUAUUUUUUUUUAUUAUAAAUUCUUUAUAUAUUAAACAAUAUAUACCAUCAGUAAUUGCGGUAGACGCAGUAAUAUCAAAAAUAAAUACAUUAGAACAAAAUCAGCAUCACCAGCAACAAGAGCGCAUUGCUCAAUUAUGUGCAGCACAACAAUCAUGUUCUAGUUGUUUGCAAACUCCAACGUGUAUUUGGUGUGCAGCUGUAAUGGAUAGAGAAAAAAAUAUCGAACCAUCAGUACGUUGUAUAACAAGGAGUAAAUUUAAUCAACAUUGGUGUCCUGGUGAUUCUUCACUAAUUGUAAAUGAUACCUCAAGAAUUAUUAUUGAAAAAGAUAUUCCACUUUCAUCAGUAAAGAGUAAAGAACCAGUACAAAUAAGGCCACAAAAAAUAAAACUUCGUUUAAGAAAAGGUGAAGAGUAUCGAUUUAAAAUAAAAUAUACUCAAGCUGAAGAUUAUCCAGUAGAUAUGUACUAUUUGAUGGAUCUUUCAGCAUCCAUGCAACCUUACAGACAACAUCUAUCUGAGUUGGGUGCUAAUCUUGCAAGUGUUAUGAGAAAUUUAACUAGCAAUUUUCGUCUCGGAUUUGGUAGUUUUGUUGAUAAAGUUAUAUUACCAAUGACUGACACACAGCCUAUUAAAUUAAAAAAACCAUGUGAUUUUAUUGAAGAUAAUAAAAAAACUGACUGUGCAUCACCCUAUGGUUAUAAACAUCAAAUGUCUUUGACAGAAGAUUCAGAUUCAUUUCGGAGUAAUGUUAGAGCAGCGCCUAUUUCGGGUAAUCUUGAUGGACCAGAGGGUGGAUUGGAUGCAAUAAUGCAAUCAAUUGUUUGUACAAAACGUAUUGGUUGGCGACAAAAAGCUCGACAUCUUCUUGUAUUUUCAUCAGAUGCAAGUUUUCAUUUAGCUGGUGAUGGCAAACUAGCUGGAAUUAUUGAACCCAAUGAUUGUCAAUGUCAUUUAGAUAGUAAGGGCUUUUAUUCUCAUUCACUUUUACAAGACUAUCCUUCAAUAUCUCAAAUUAAUAAAAAAGUCGGUCAACACAAUAUUCACAUAAUAUUUGCUGUUCCAAGUACUAAAAAUAAUACAUAUCAAUUAUUAAGCCAAAGUAUCAGUGGAUCGGCGAUUGGCCUCGUAGAAAAAAAUGAUACUGUCAAUGUUAUUAAUUUAAUUAAAAAAGAAUAUGAGAAAUUGGUAGAAUCUGUAAAGAUGAUCGAUAAUGCACCAAAGCAUAUAAGUGUUAAAUAUUUUUCAAAGUGUUUAAAUAAAGUUGGUGAUAAUAAUGAUAACGUUGAAUUGAAACAGCAAUCUAAAUGCCAAGGACUGCGUUUCGGUGAUGUUGUUGAGUUUGAAAUUGUAAUCAAGGCUAUUGAGUGUCCAUCAAGUAGUUUUAAACAAAAAAAAUUUGAAAUAAAGCCAGAGGGUUUAAAUGAGAGUCUUAUUAUUGAAUAUCAAGUAAUUUGUACUUGUCCUUGUGAUAAACCUGGUCAUUCGGGAUUUAAAGCAAAAGCUGAAGAAUGUAAUUUUAGUGGAUCUCUCGUUUGCGGAGUGUGUUCAUGUAAUAAUAAUUUUUAUGGUCAAUAUUGUGAUUGUCACAAUGAUCGUAACAUUGUUAAUGAUGAUAAUAAUAAUAAUAACAAUAAUAAUAACAACAAUGGCCAAGUAUCAAAUGAAAAUAAUAAAGUUAUUAUAAAAGAAGACUGUCGAAAAUCAGCUAAUGAUACUGUCAAUUGUAGUGGUCAUGGUACGUGCAAAUGUGGUAUUUGUGAGUGCCACGUUCGUCCAAAUCCACUAGAAAAAUUCAGUGGCAAAUACUGCGAGUGUAAUAACUUUUCAUGUAAACGCAAUGGUCGUUUGCUUUGCGGUGGUCAUGGUGACUGUGUGUGUGGCACAUGCGAUUGCUAUCCUGGAUGGAGUGGUGAGAGCUGUGAUUGCCAUGAUAACACUACUUGUUUUCCGCUUGGAAAAAAUACAAAAAUUUGCAACGGUCAUGGUGAUUGCAUUUGUGGAAGAUGUCAUUGCAAACUUGAAAAUGAUGUACUUUAUUCUGGUUCUUACUGUCAAGAUUGUCCAACUUGUCCUGGAUUACAUUGUGAUAAAUUAAAGGAUUGUGUUGAGUGUCUUGUAUAUAAUAACGGAGAUGACAAUCUAAUAAAUACCGGUUGUUAUAAUUAUUGCCAUGAUGAAAUAAAUAUUGAAAAAAUUGAUAAAGUACAAAUUAAUUCAACAGAACAUGAAGCUGGUAUAAGAAUGUGUCGUGUACCAACAAAUGAUAGUUGUACUUUUGUUUUUAAAUAUCAACUUGUAAGUAAUCGAGGUGAUAUUUCACUGUUUAAAAUAACGGCACAAGAAAUUAAAGAUUGUCCAGGAGUAUUAUCACCAAUUCCGGUUUUUGGUGUUGCUAUUGGUGUAAUUUUGAGCACCGUAAUAUUAGGAUUUUUGAUUUUAAUGAUUUGGAAAAUUCUCACAAUUGUUCACGAUCAUCGUGAGUUUGCUAAAUUUGAAAAAGAACGAGCAAUGGCGAAAUGGGAACGAGGUGACAAUCCACUAUAUAAACAAGCAACUACAACUUUUUCCAAUCCAACAUUUAUUGAAAUUGUGUAUGCCCAUAAAUCGAUCAGUGUUUCAUAUCAUCUAUUUUGAGAUCAG
Messenger RNA from Microplitis demolitor, 2755 nucleotides. RefSeq names its product integrin beta-PS. Gene Ontology annotation, molecular function: integrin binding. NCBI's taxonomy places the organism in Eukaryota, Metazoa, Arthropoda, Insecta, Hymenoptera, Braconidae. The transcript has 14 exons. Gene Ontology annotation, biological process: cell adhesion mediated by integrin; cell migration; cell-matrix adhesion. The record is from RefSeq and is a predicted model, not a curated record. Gene Ontology annotation, cellular component: focal adhesion; integrin complex; cell surface. The coding region runs from base 71 to 2749 and encodes 892 amino acids.